GAGCCCGGGGCUCGGCCCGCUCCCCGGCGGCACGAUGCUCUUCUCGCUGCGGGAGCUGGUGCAGUGGCUGGGUUUCGCCACUUUCGAGAUCUUCGUGCACCUGCUGGCCUUGCUGGUGUUUUCCGUGCUGCUGGCACUGCGUGUGGAUGGCCUGGUCCCCGGCCUCUCCUGGUGGAACGUGUUCGUGCCCUUCUUCACCGCUGACGGUCUCAGCGCCUACUUCACCACCAUCGUGUCUGUCCGCCUCUUCCAGGACGGAGAGAAAAGGCUGGCCGUGCUCCGCCUCUUCUGGGUCCUCACCGUCCUGAGCCUCAAGUUCGUCUUUGAGAUGCUACUGUGCCAGAAGCUGGUGGAGCAGACGCGCGAGCUCUGGUUCGGCCUGAUCAUGUCGCCCGUCUUCAUUCUCCUGCAGCUGCUCAUGAUCCGCGCCUGCCGUGUCAACUAGCCCGCAGAGGGCCGCCGGCGCAUACUGGACCUCCAUCCUGACCCUUCUUCCUUCCCCACGGGAGUGGUUGGCCGUUUUCACAGCCCCAAACGUGUCUGAGAUUACCCCCACAGCAGCCCCCGGCUGGAAAUCUUGAGUUGCCCUGAGUAGGCGCCCAGGCAGGAAAGCCCCCAUCGUCUCUGAGAGCUGGACAGCACAUCUGUAACGUCUACUGAUGAGCUCUGAAGAGCCCAUGGGAAAGCACCCCUGCCCCAAGGCAGCAAUGCUGGAGCAAUGCUCCCCGUCCAUUCACCUAGACUUCCUUGUGCACGCACCAGGACUCUGCACCAGCAUGGAACCUAUGAAGGCGGACAACUGUGGUGAAUAGGCCCGGGUGGGACCCCAAGGCUGGCUUGUCUGCCUGAGGAACUUGGCAGUCCAAGGCACUGCUUGGCCCUUCUCUGCACAGAGCAGUUUCACACCAUCCCCUGUGCCCUGUCCUGUCCCCCCUUUCCCACCCCCUCCCCUGCCAGCACUGCUAGCACACCUGAGGCAGAUUGAGUUUGGUUCCUCCGACCAGGAAGCCAGAGAGGAGGACAGGGACUCUGAGGUGCAGGAGCACUAAGGCCUACAAACAUUCAGCUCUUGAGUGGCCCUCUGGUCGCUGAGAACUUAUCGAGGCCCAGGUUUGUUGGCCUAAAGGCUUCAGAUGAUGCCGGUCAAGUGCCAAAUGAGAACGUGUGCUGAAAGGAAAUAAAACGAGCGUGUUUUGUG
Echinops telfairi (small Madagascar hedgehog) is the source of this 1198-nucleotide messenger RNA. It is a transcript of the gene TMEM203, whose product is annotated as transmembrane protein 203. Gene Ontology annotation, cellular component: endoplasmic reticulum. The transcript has a single exon. Lineage: Eukaryota; Metazoa; Chordata; Mammalia; Afrosoricida; Tenrecidae. Gene Ontology annotation, biological process: intracellular calcium ion homeostasis. The coding region runs from base 35 to 445 and encodes 136 amino acids. The record is from RefSeq and is a predicted model, not a curated record.